AUGGAUUGGCUUCGUGGGCGAGGAUUUUGGGGCUCGCCGCCGGGAAACACCUCCGAUGGAUCUCAGGCUCCGGCCAAUCGUCCACCUGGUUUUCUAUCCUUUACCAAAAGAAAAAGUAGAGCCAUGAUCGCAUUUGGAAUGACUGGAAGCGUUGCGGUUCUAGUAUAGUCUAGAUCCGACCUGAAAUUUAUCAGAUCGCUUCGAGGCUUUCUUAUCAAGAAUUUAACUUCGAAAAUUCGAGAUUUUUGAAACAUGAUUCUUUGUACACGGUGCGAUUUGGUCUCCUUUUUGAAAUACAGCGAAAUAAAAGAUACUGUAAACGCAGCUUCUUCUGCGUUCUUCAAAAAAGCGGGUUUCAAAGCGAAUUUUGCCGCGAAGUUCAUACGGUACUUUCUCGAUUUCAAGUUGACGCGUGACCAAUAAGUUUCUAUGCGCGAGUAGGUUUGGUUCAGACGCUUUUCAAAAGGAUGUUUUCGCAGCGGUUAUCCUUUGAGCCAUUCCAACUGCGACCAUGAUAUUCAAAUGGAAAAGAUAAGGGCUACGAAAAGUUCAAGAAAAAAAGGAAUAUAAGAAAGUUUUGCGACAAAUGAAGGUCAAAAUUUGAGUUAAACAAUUGAAAAAUGAGCCAAGAUGUUUGAGAAUGUUUGCUCAUUCGAAAAUGCAUUGAAUGUUCAAUGAAUUUGCGCUCCAUCGAAAUUGAGUUCAUUUUCUAGUUUUUUUUUCUUGUUUUCUUCUCAUUCAUCAAGAAAUUGAAGUUCUCAUUUUUUUAAAUGAUUAUGAUUAACUUUCCAGGCGCUGAAGAUUCGAACGAACGACGUCAACUGUUGAGGAACUCCUCGGUACGAAAUUAUAUUGUAGAAAAAGCUUCAAAAAUCUAUAAUUUACCUAAAUGAAACAUCUGAAAAUCUGCUUCACCAGUUAUGGCAUGGACCUCAGCUUUCAACCCUCGCUUUCAGUAGAUCAUAGUUUUUCUCAAGUCUCAAGUAAUCCCUCAAGAGGGCAGCUGAGUGAUCACGCAUGUAUAAUUGGAAAGAAUAGUUAGAUAUUCCGCGAGAACUUAUAACCGGCGAUAGAUCUUAUUUCACAUCUUCCCUUGAUUGACCACUUGGAGCAAUUUGAGGGAUUUUUGUGAGCAUAACACGUAAAGAAUAUAAACUUACAUUAUUUGAAGAAUUCUUAAUAGGCAACUUCGACGAGCCUUGAGUAGCCACUCAAGUUAUUUUUCUUUUGAGUUGGUCGAGUCCGCAUCAGAAUUUAUAUGAAACUAAUUUCAAGUGACCUCUUGAGGAACAACAAACUAUCAUAUCGCUUUGCUUAAAUGACCCCUUCAGGUUUAUUUCAAAGUAUUUAAGAUUUUUAUUUUCAUCAAAUCUUCCUCAGAAGAAAAUUUAGAAAAGCUUCUUUUUGUAAAAAGUCUUGAUUUACCACUUGGAACAUCCGAACCUGCACCUUGAGUGUUUCGUUCAACUAUCUUGGCGCUCUCAAGUGGCCUCUCUAGGUUUCACAAUAAUUAUCCAGACGUUUUCUCGUACCUGAUGACUAAUCGAAAUGUAACUUUUUGUUGAACGGUCCAUACUUCACUUUGUUUUUUUUUCUUGCUCUCAUCACAACGGCACAACGACCAAAUGAUGAUAACCCGUCGUCGUCGCCGUCAAUUGUUUGCGGGAAAGUACCCGUUUUGUGUAACUUCAGACACAAUUGUGGUGUGUUGACUGGCCGCCAAUCAACCAAUAGCUUUUCUGUACGCGUUUUUGAGUUUUGCGGCGCUUCUUUUGGGCUUUUUCUUCUAAUUUUAUGUGUACAACAAAUGGAAUUUAGAAAAUGUAGGUGAAAUGAGCUUUUAAAGCGAUUUUUUGUUAUUUUCCUAAGUCCGAAAGAAAAGAUCGUUUUUCUUGUUUGUAAGGUUUUUGGGAUUAAUUUUAUAUGGAUUAGCAAAUCAAGCUUCAAAAGGUGCAGGAAAAAUGAGUCUCCACAAAUUUUACUAUAUUAAUGCCGUAACGAAACAAUCACUAUUUUUCUUCUAGUUUCAGGAAUAAGAUUACAUCAAUCAUCUGAAAUAAAAGUAAACUGAGCCUCUCUAUGAAAGUUUGUUCCAUUUUAUUGAAUCCGCAUCGAAAAAUCGAUUUUUAAAUUUUCUUUUGGGCUCUUCCAAAAACUUAGAAUAAACUUUUUUGUCACAGAUUUUUCAUUUCUUUUGCAUCAGCUAUGAAACAAAGCUAUAAAAUCUAGAAAACACAAGAGAGAUUUCAAAGUUUUAAUGUGACUAUAAAUUUUGAAGUUUCAACAUUUUGAAAAAAGAAAAAGCGCAAUUUUAUGAUUGCUACAGUAUUCUCAACAAUUUCUUUCCGUUCAAAUACUUUCCUAUUGACCUCAAAAAUGAUUAUUCGGCAGAGUUUUCGUCUCGAAUUCAUUUUAUUAUCAACAAGACCUUGUGAUAAUGGCUCGCCUUUUUUGGUUAUCAUCUUUGAGGUCGAUUCCCUUUUUCAACGAAAAUUUGUCUGUUUCGAGCUCAUUAUAGUGAUAACUUUUGGGGUACGUGGCGAAGUACGAAAUAUUUUAAUCUGACAGUUUUAUUGCCGUGCCUGUCAAUUUUUUGCCCUACUGUUCUUUUAUCAAUGGAGCACUUUCUCGAUUUUCAAAAACGCUGUGAAUUGAAGUUUUGAACCAGUUUUUUGUUUGCAAAAAAUCUUUUUAAAGUUUUGAAAAGUUAAAAAAAUUUUUGUUUUUAAUUGUCUACAGUCUAUUCAAAAAAUUCUUAAUAAACACGCCUCCAAAGGAAUUUCGAUCAAGGUUAAUGAUUAUCGUAAAAUUUCCUAACAAGUCCUUAGAAUCUUAAUUUGCACUUUUUUGCAUCCAAGUAAGUUUCUGAAUCCCCAACAAUGAGAAAUUGUUGCACAAGUUGCAAAUUUUCUCUUGAAGAAUUGCCUUUUUAAGUCUUUCUUCCGCAUUUUUGCUCUUGACUUUUAGUAACCGACAAAAAAAACCAUCCAGAGAGAUUUACGUUUUGCGAAAUUUAUUUAUGUCAUUCUAGUCAAUUUUUUUCUAGUUUUGAAGAACAUUAAGAUAUAUAUAAAAAAAUAGAGCUUCCAAUUUGAGUUUAUCUAGUUAAAAAAAGUGGUUUUGUUCAGUCUAUUUUCCAAUUUCUGACUCUCAAAAAAAUAUCCAAUUCCCACUGAAAUCGGACCAAAAACAAUCAAUGGCAAAAAAUCUGUCCUCAAAAUUGAUUUUGACUGGACAGCAUCUAAUUUCGCUCAUUCCGAUGUGAAAAAAACAACCCAAAAAUAUAUAUAUACGGGCCAUAGGCCACUGAGCUUCAUUGGAAUAUUUUGCUCCAAAAAAAUAUCCACCUUUUUCGAAAAAAAUUUUUUAACUGAAAAUUUUGAGAUUUUGUUGGAAAUCGUCGUAGACGUAGUUUCUAGCAUCCUAAUUCUAAUGUUGAAGAAAAAUUUCCAUGAAUUUUAUCUUUUAUAUGGAGUUGAGGAGUUCUACAAACGUUGAAAAACUUUUUUUCCCUUACAGCAACGAACUUGAGUUAAAAACUCGGAGAUAAAUGUCUUCAAAAAAAUUUUUUUCUGUGUGAAAAAUCAGGGUGUUCGGUUAAAUUUUAUGAUUAAAAAAAUUUUUUGCACUGCCCUUAUUAGUAUAAAAGAGAGUUUACCUACUUUUCAUCGACACAGUUUACUCUUUUUUUUUGCCGCGCUCAAUCUCUUUUCAACAACUUUUUCCCCGCACUAACAAUAGAGCUGUGUUGGUUCAAAAAUGAAAGGUUUUUCCCCCGUUUUGUAGGCAACAAGAGUGUUUUAGUUGGUUUUUGCAUUAGAAGGCGAUGAUUUUUGUAGUUUUCGAGGCCUUUCGGUUUUCUAGUUAUUCGCAGGUUGUCGGUGUGAGAAGUUUAAUAGGAUUUUUUUAAAUUUUAAUCUUCAAACUUAUUAUUUUUGCAAGAGUAGACGAUCAUUAUGUUUCACGAGUAAUUCCAUUUCCAUAAGCCCUACCUCCAGCUUUCAAAAAGGAUGCUGUAGAAUGGAAAAAAUUCCAAAUUUAAGGAGCAAUAAUUAUUUUUGAAACGUUUCAGCCUGUUUUUGAGCCCUGUAUAGGAACCAGCGUGAACAUUUCAUUUAGAGAUCCUAAUCUCAUAUUUUCUCCUUCAAAAGUCUCUGUGUGGAGUCAGACCAUUCUCUGGUCAGUACCAAAAAGUUAACUUCAAUAUUUGAUGAUACUCUUUGCUUCCCAUUAUUUGAAAAUCUAUGAAACCGUCUGAAAGGGUUCAAAACGUUGCGGUCGCAGUUAUAUUUCACCCUCUACUGAAAUUUCGACCGAGCCAUUUAGGCGGUUUCAUGGCGUUCCAAAUCGUGCCGAGCAGAGUACAUUUAUUAUGAAUUUCUGUGUAUUAUGAACCGUACAAAGUUGCGCAUCAAUCAAUUGGAAGCUUUUUCGGACUGUCAGAUGGAUGUGUCCUCGCCGGUGUUCUUUAUCAGGGCAGCCAUUCCAUUUCGCCGUUCUCUAAUCGCGGUGAUUAGCCCCCGUCGGCGUGGCACCCGUUCUUUUCGCUCUGCGACUGGCAGUUGCUUUUUUUUUCCUACCGUCACAUGAUCCUUUUUUCAUCUCUCUUUUCAUCAAGAUUCAUUAUGGUCGGCGGCUUUUGAACACGCGAAUCCUACGGUAUCAUUUCGACCCCGAAAAAAAAGCAAAUGGACUUUGAUGUACCUCACCCGAUUUGACUUCAAGCAUUAGCAAAAGUAGGAAAAGCCUGGCAUCACCUGAAAUAUCACUGAAUUUCUUUUUAAACGACAUAUAGGAAGUUGGCAAAACGUAUAGUUACCCGGACAUUUCUUAUCUUGCAAUAAAGAAUAAGAAUGAAUGGAAAACACGUAAGGAAGCCUCCAGACUUUUGCAAUUAAAAAAAAGUUUCAAUUGGAAAUAAAAAUUUUAGGGGAGCCAAAUUUCGGAGCUAUCUCUUUAUUCAGACAUUAGCACUUGAGCUAAAUCGUAAAAUUCUUUUUUUCGUCUUCAAGCAUUAGCACCAUAGGAUAAACUCGUAAAGGCUCUGAACAGAAAUUCCAUCAUUUAUGUUAGUUUAUGCGGCUCUUGACUCCUUCUCUCCUUUGCCGUCUCAAAGAGUUUUAAAAGUCUUUAGUUUUUCGAUGUAUAAAGUCCAACCUAGAAGAAAUAUUUAGGUGAUAUUUUGGGCCAUGAAAGGCUUUUGCUUUUAUAGGUGUGAAUUUUUUUUGAAGAAAAAUGUAAUGAAGAUCGGAAAAGCCGUCGAAAGUUGACACUUUAGUGAGCCUCGUGCCGACGCGCUUCUUCCUCGUUGGGUCGCUGUUGUUUGUAGGCUGUCCCCUCCCGUUUUUCCCCUUCUUUUUUCUUCUUUCUUUCCUCUUUUUCACCCGCUGUGUUUUGUUUUCCAACCGACCAUGGCUCAAGGUAACUUCUUCUUCUUCUCCUUUGUCGCCUUGGCUUGUACAACUUUAUAUUGGAAUGUUCUCCGAAGUUGGCAGGCAACAGAGACGUGGCAAUCAUCUUAUCGCUUUUUUUGCCAGCUGCUGCUGCCUUUUUCUGAAUGUUCCGCUUUUUUCGAUCAGUUUGAUCGUGUGGACUGUUUUUGAGAAAUAAAACUUUUGAUUAAAAAUCAAAACCCAUUUUCAUUGUUUGCUCAAUUAAACUCUGGAAAUCUCCAAAAAUCUCCAUUUGAGGAUCCCAGCUCGUGCUUGAGUUUCUCUUUUUAUUCGGAUGGAUUUGCGAUUUCAGAAUAUAGAUAUAAUCGAAUCGACAUUAUCAGAAAAACAUUUUUAAAAGUUCUAUCCCAAAAUAAGAACGGAUAUCAGCUGAGAAGAAAACAUUUUGAGCUUUCUGGACUUCAGUUCCGCUGAAGAUUCAAGUUGGAUGAAUUUGAGAUUAGGCUUGGCGAUUUCCUGGUUCUUUUGCGUGUGAGAAUCGCUUCCGCGUAAGUUACGCAUGCAAUUGGAGAUCUGGUUCGUUGGAAACUUCCAGGAGCCAUAUAGACUGGAAAUAUGGUUCACCGAAACUUCUUGGUUGCGCCGAAACUUUUUACCAAGCUCCUUCCUGCGUCUUUGAACACCUCAGCGAAGUAUACUCCAUUUGCCGCCAUCUUGAGACAAACAAGCUUCAAUUUUUCUAAACCCUCUUUUUGCCUCAAGACAGCGGUGAAUGAACUAUAGUCAGCAAUCCUCAUGAUUUGACCUUCACUCCUCACAAGUGUCAACCACUAGAGGAAAGCGAAAGCUUCCCGCCAGACUUGCCUUUUGCCGACGUCUCUUCCCUUCGUUCCAUUCAGUCUUUUUCAAUUCUUUUUUGUUCAUUAUGAGCCGCCACCUGUGCUGCUCUCGGUUUCAUUUUGUUGGGCGCCGACGGAGUCCAGUUUUCGACCGACACGGAAGGAACGUGUGAACGGCAGCAUGACGGAUGACGUCAUCGGCGGGCACGGUUGUCCUGCUGCUUCGCACGCCGCGAAAUGAACGCGUGCGGCACGCGUUCAUUUCAGCCACCAAGGCCGGCGAAGCCGUUUUUCAUCUUUCAACUUCGAAAUUCGAAACUUGAACUUUCAACGCUUCAAACUUGACUGUUAUGGACUUAUUGAGGUCUAUGCCUUAGAUGCCGUUUUUUUUUCUAAUUAUAGAUUUUUAAGUUCAAAUUUGAGUUUUUAAGCUUGACUGUUCAUUUGACUCACAAAGACUUGCAGAAAGACUGCACAAAGCCGUUUUCGAAAAUGAGGUUCUUAACCAUUCAAACUCGUUGAGGUCUUGUGGGGACUUUUUUGUUCUGACCUCAGAACUCAAAAAAUGAACUUUCAUCUUUUCUUAUUCUUUCUUUGAAACCAAUUUUAGUCUAUUUUUGCAAAUUUAAGGUUAUCUUAUCAGCACGUCAGGCUUUCAAAUGGUUUGAAUGACCUUUAUCAUGAAAAUUAGCUCGAUUAGUGAAAAAGCUUUUGAGAUUAGUACUUUUCUGGUAGUUUUGUUCCAAAGUACGAAGUAACUGGUUGAACUUUGCGUCAUUCUUUUCUUGGUUCAAGUUUGGCUAGAAAAUAUCAUUUGCUGUUGAUAAGGGCAGUUUUCCUUUUUAGUUUCUAGAUCCUUUCUUUUAUAUACUGUUUUUGAAUGUAAGCAUGUUUUCCGAAAUUAACUUUUUUUUUCAAAGUAAUCUUCUCAAAGAUGGAGAUUUUUUCGAAGCAAAUUUUUUUAUGAAACUGAGUGGCCCGUAUAUAUAUUUUUUUUUUUGGGUUGUUUUUUUCACAUCGGAAUGAGCGAAAUUAGAUGCUGUCCAGUCAAAAUCAAUUUUGAGGACAGAUUUUUCGCCAUUGAUUGUUUUUGGUCCGAUUUCAGUGGGAAUCGAAUAAUUUUCGAGAUUCAGAAAUUGGAAAAUGGACUAAACAAAAUCUCUUUCCAACUAGUUAAGCUCAAAUUGAAAGAUCUAGUUUAUAUAAUUCUUUUUUCUUCUAACGAUGCUCUUCAAAACUUGAAAAUGUCGAAUAGAAUUAUUCAAAGUUCCAGAAACAUAGGAAUCCCUAGAUAUUUUGUUCUCUAAAGGAAAAUAGAAAAGCACGUGAACUUUCAAUUUUUGAGAGGUUUGAAAAUGGGCUCAUUCAUCGUAUUUUCUCUGCAAAAUCCUUCUUUCUUUGAUACAUGGAUCAAUUUUUUUUUCCUUUUUGCAACAAAGGGAGCUUUCAUCUGAGCUUACGACAUCGGAUAAGCUGCCAUUGAUCUCCUUUCAAGAAUAUCAAAGUUUCUUGCAAGAUCCGGAAAGUCUAGAUUUUAUCUCAAUUUUUCUGCUUAUUUCAAAAAUAUUCAACUUUCACUUUCUCCAUAACCUCAUUGAAUGAGAGGCAAAAACGGUUGCGCAAAUAAUUGGCUAUUAAUAUUCACGGAAUGAACAGAGGCAUUUAUUUCCGUGGGGCGCAGGUGUGCAAAUCGAAGCGAUUUUUCGACGGCUGUAAUUUGUAUGUGUGUUUGCACAAACAAAUUCUGAAAAAGGCGAAGAGUUCGUUGACUUUUUGGCAUUUUUAUCUCUUCUCUCGUCUCGCCCCAUUCCAGAUAGUUUGCACGGCAGUUGCAGCCUUUUUGCAUGUGACCUGAAGAUGCAGGCUUUUGCAACAGUUUUUCGAUUCAAGUUCCUUUCAUUCAGCCCUAAACUUCUAGGUUUUUGUUUGAUAUUGAGAAAGAAACAAUUCGUAUGAAAGUUAUCAAAAUAAGAAGAUCAGACCCAAGUUUAGUCAUUAUUCUUUUUAUAAAUAUGUAGCUUUUUGAAAUUUCUUCUUACAGUCCCAACCAGAAAAUAGUCUCAAACCAGAUUGAGACCUCUGAACGAGACAAACCAUACCAGAUGUGGUUCAGAGUCUGUUCUCAAUACUGCAAAGGAGGACUGUGAGAAAAAAAAUUAUGAGAGUUCAAUUUUGAAAAGUUGGCCUUUUCGAUUGAGCAAAGUAAGAUAGUGCUGGCCCCUCUGUAGUUUCAAGAAAGUUUUAUCCGAUUUUUAAGAGGAAAAACUUCAAAUUUCGAACCUGCCGGCUUUUUGAAAUGUAUCAUCGAAUUUGAAACAAUGAAAUUUAUUCAGUUAUUUUAAGAUUGGUCUUUCAUCACUGAAAAUUGGCUGACGUCACAAAAUCGUUCGGUUUUUGCCGACACAACCAAACAAAGUUGUUGUUUUUGUCACUCCGAUCAACGCUUCAUUUUUUCGAAUCAUUUUGUAAAUAUUUGCGAUUUUAUUUAGUGGCUGUAGUCUUGCCAAAUUUUCUCUGUAGAACUAACUAUUUUUGGACUUUUUUAUCAAUGCUAUCUAUUCUUGCACUUUCGUUUUGAAUACAGGGAGGUCGCGCCCCUUCCUUAACAAUUCCUAUUUUGGAUCCUUUUGAAUUGAGGGUGCUAUUUUAGGUGGAAAAAACCGCUUUUUAUUGAGUUUAAUUCGACUCUCAACACGGUGGUCGCACUGGGAAUGGAUCAAAAUCGAGUCGUUCCAAGGGCGACUGAAAAUCUAUUCUUUCACCGACUUCUAUUUGUAAAAUCAGUUUUUUUGUUACAUUUUUCACGGCUCCAGAAAUCAUGUCCGCAUGGCGUAUGGCUCCUAGCUUUAACCGACCGUGAAACGGCUUUCGCGCCGGCGUUAGAGUUAUCUGUUUGAAGUAUACUAGAAGAUAUGGUUUAAAAAGAUUUCUGAUCUGAAAAUUCGCAUUGCAGCUUGAGCCAUUCUGAGUGGGGCUAGGGUGAUUUUUGAAAUCCUUUCUACGUUUUUCUCACUGGUAAAGCAGCUUUCGAGAUUUUUUAUAUCUAAUUGAAGAUUUUGAACACUUUUUCGCAAUCUUUGAACUUUUCUUCUGCCCGAUUGCAAUACUUUUCCUCACAAUAAUAUUUUUCACUAUUAAUCUGGAGUGUUUUUAGAGUAAUCGAAGAUUUUUUCAGGCCGGUAUUGGAGCAAUGGGCGCCAAACAAUCGCAGGAGAACCAGGGAUGUCAAGGUAUAACUUUAUUCUUUUGAAAAAAUUUAGUGAGAGAUUUCGCGGAUAGCUCACUGUCGUGUUGAUAAUGGUUGAAGAGAACUUUAGUAAAGAAAAAAAGGUCAAAUUUCAAUCAAUUGUGUGGAAAAAAACAGUUUCAGUUCUGUGUGAAAAAAUGACGGUUGUUGCAAAAAAAAAAACAGGUGUCAAAAAAGAGCCGCGAUAAUUUUAUUUUACUUUUCGGGAUCAUUGUUUUCCUAACACACAUUUCCAAAAAAGAAAUGUACCUCUUGGCUUGCGGGGAAAAAAAAGCAGCACCAAUUAUUUUCAUCUAUGGAUAAUUAGCACUCUGGGAGCACCUGGAAAAAGCGAAUUAUUCAUUAUCUAGGUUGCUUUUUUCUUCAGAAUAAAUAUUCGCGUCGAAAAUGGCUUCUGCGCUCAAUUGAGAAUUGUUUCUGCUGGCAAUCGAACGGCUUCUCUCACAACACGAUUUUUGAAACUUGUAAACGUCAACUGAAGUCCUUCUGACCUCAGACGUAGUUUCAAGAAACCCUAUCGAGCGUAGUUGCCCUUCUCAUUCGGGAGAAAGUUUUCCGGUUGAUUGAUUCCCUGUGGAAAACGGCUGAUUACCGUGAAAGGAAAGCUAAUAGGUUUACAGCCCGAAUUUUCUUUUGGUUUACGGUUGGUGCAUGGGAAAAUUGGGAGAGAAGAAGUUGAACCGAAAACUGGAGGAAGACUUGGACGAGGUCUUUUCAGAAUUUAGUGCUCAUGAAUGGGGUAAUAGUUUACCACAUAUGAACAAAAAUGAGAGUUUUCAAAAAUUAUCGAAGUUUGACGGAGUUUCAAUUUGUUUUUUUUUCGUGAUUCGGGGGACUUUUGGACUAAAAAAGGCCAUUUAUUUUCUUCUGGAAGUUGCUUUUGAAAGCAUCAGUGUGCCUCUAAAAAGUCUUUUUCAAAUUUUAAUUUUUUUCGGGACCUUGCACCUUUGAGCUGAAUAUUUGAACUUUUUCUUGGAUUUCGAAAUUUUUAAAGUCGUUCUAAUCUCUCGAUAACCGCAGACCCUUGAAAAGAGAUUUUCCUCGAACAUUCAAGUUUUCUCGAGCUCAUCCACAGUUUUUUGUUUUUUUUUCUUCAAUCACGGACCGUGAACGUGUAUGCCUACGAUUCUUCUCGAGAGAGAAGUUCUUGUUUAAUCGUUCCAUGGCGUCGCUGGUGUCGGUUGCAGCAGCCAACGAGUAAACAAUUCCGAGGCGAGGCAAAAGGUUGCAAGCGAAAUUAAAACGAGGAAACCGUCGGUCGGAAGGACGGUCGCGCGGAAGACAAUGCGCUUUGUGUUGUGCUGUGUGUUGCACACCAGUCGCUCUUUCCGCCCAACACACACAUUUUGCCCCCCUCUUUUAAUGUGCCGAAACGAGUAAAUUAUGACUGACAAGAAAUUUAAAUCUUCCACGAAAAUUUUUUUUUUUGGAAAAAAGGGCCGCGCUAGACUGGUGCUUUUGCGCUCUAUUGAUAAUGGUUUAAUUUCCCUGAAUAGCACGUGUUAGAAAAGAAAAUGAUUUGAGAAGUUAUCAGUGGAGCGCAAGAUCUCGAUCUGAAGCAUAUUUUUCCGCGGCUGUUUCUUCGCGCCAUCGUUUAUCCCUGGGUAAUUCUCUGCCUUCGGUUGGCGGCUUUAUCUCAAUCGUUUCUUUAUUCCCUUUUUUAUUUGACUUCCCGUUUUUGCGAGACAUUUCCCGUCGUCGUCGGCGGGGCUUCCUCGACGUCUUCAUCAUCAUCAUCAUCACAAAACGCCUUUAUCUGGCCCCCGUCAUCAAAGCCGCUUUUCGUCGAGUGUUGCUGUGGCAAUUUUAG
Molecule: messenger RNA, 11289 nt
Organism: Caenorhabditis auriculariae
Lineage: Eukaryota; Metazoa; Nematoda; Chromadorea; Rhabditida; Rhabditidae
Source: the annotation of a GenBank genome assembly